AUGUCGAACUCACAGUCUCAUCUCUACACGUUCCCCGGUAAGGCGGAAUUGGCUGAAAGCCUGCAGCAGUACGUCCUCAAAGCCGAAGCUGCCGCUCUCGCCCACCAUGAUACCUUCCGCGUAGCCGUCUCUGGCGGUUCCUUGCCCGUCAUCCUAGCCGAGGCCCUUUUGGGAAAGGCAACCAUCCCGCAAUUCGGCAAGUGGGAUAUCUUCUUCGCCGAUGAGCGCGCCGUUCCCCUCGAUCACGCCGACAGCAACUACUUCCUGCUGAAGGAGGAAUUCCUCAACAAAAUCCCUGCGGAGCUUGGAACCCCUUCCGUGCACCCUAUCGCCGAAAAGCACGCCAACCAGGACGACGACCCCCAACAGCUGGCCGACUUAUACCAGGACGAAUUGAAGCGCGCAUUCACCGGUGGAGAAAAUGAAGCGCUACCCAUCUUCGACUUGAUCCUGCUUGGCUGUGGACCUGAUGGCCACACCUGUAGUCUGUUCCCGGGCCACAGUCUUCUCCAGGAGAAGACUGCUUGGGUUGCUGCCAUCUCGGACUCGCCCAAGCCCCCACCCAAGCGCAUCACCCUCACUCUCCCUGUCGUCGCCGCUGCUACCCAGAUCGCGUUCGUUGCAACCGGAGGAGGCAAGAAGGAAAUUAUGCGCGAUAUCUUUGACUCGGAGGAUGGUUGCGGUCUGCCCUCAUCCUUGGUUAACAAGGCUGCUGGCGAUAAAGUCAGCUGGUUCACCGAUUCGCCCGCUACUGAAGGCAUUGCCUAUCCCCGUGGAUAA
Messenger RNA from Penicillium salamii, 780 nucleotides. Lineage: Eukaryota; Fungi; Ascomycota; Eurotiomycetes; Eurotiales; Aspergillaceae. The record is from the annotation of a GenBank genome assembly.